AUGCUACGCAAGGAUGAUGGCUACUCCUACGACAAGCACCCGAGUCACCGCCGCGCCUCCGUCCACCCUGCGACCCGUGAACCAUUUCACGUCGCCAACAAAUGGCUUGAGAAUGAACUGGACUUGCCCUUGGACGAGCCUUCACCACGGGCAUUGCCUCGUGCCGCAACGUCAGCACAUAAGAUGGGUCCGCAAGUGACCAGCCAGCCACAUAUCUCCUCGCACCGCAGGGAGAGUUGCAGAUCCUGUGAUCCACCUCAACAGCCACGACAAAUGCCCAAGGCGAGAGCUCUGCCUCGACGAUCUGUGGCAAUCCCGCCUCCCGACUCUGCUCCUCCCGCACCACCGUUGCGUCCGCUCGACCGCAAGACAACACUGUUCGCCAUGCCUUCGCAUCUGAUGGGCUCUUCAUCUUCUUCGUCUAGGCCUAACUCGCCGCCUAAUCGCGUGUCAUCUUUGCCUGCACGACCUCCGCCGCUUUAUGCCGAUCCUGCUAGUCAGUCGCGCGGUGACCAGGCUCAGCCGCAGUCGCUCAAUCGGGCUGUCACUGGAUUGGAGAAUUUGAUGGGAGAGGCGCUGCACGUUGCACGAGAUGCAGCACAAAGUGGCCGCAACGAAGAAGUAGCUCACAUUCUGAACAGUGCUACUUUGGCGCUUCGCAAAGCAAGCACAAUCCAUGGCGAUAUCGACCAAGGCCAGAUGAGUCGACCACUGAGAUUGUCGCCCGCUGAGUCUAGACGCAAUAGCAGCGACUCAAUUGCUCCUGAUUCGGAUGCGUCUUCUAUUCACAGCACCGGUCACUCCGUCGAGACAGCGCCCACCGUGUUCACCAUGACGCCGCAACCAAGCCAGCAGCCCGUGGUCAAGGAGCAGUACCGCAUGGCCAGGUCUCAGAAGGCGUCCUUCGAAUCUGCCGUGCCCGCAGACCAGCGAUCGAUGACAAGCACUCCGCCACGCCUGUACCAGCCAGCUUCAGCAGACUCGAUAGUCCGAGACUUCGCAUACGCCAAACAGAAGACUGCUAAAGCGGUUGAGGCGAGGGCGUUGAGCAGAUCUCAUGGUGCAGCGGAAGACUACUAUGGCGAUCUGGGAGAGUCUGUCACCGCUCAGCCGGGUGUUCGUCCGAGCUUGAGCACUCCUAUCAUGCUGGACAAGCCGUUACCGCCACUGCCUUCCAGACCGACCGAUAAUAUGGUGCCUCCGCAUCACGCACGUCGGCAGCACCUUCCGGUAAAGCGCGUUGACCGUGUACCCACUAACACUCUCCCUCCGCCACGUGUUGGCAGCUCCUUCUACGACAGUCUCCCAAGGCCCAACACCCACCCUCAAUCCGAACCACCACCCCGCCGCCGUCACGGCCGCAAGCACCACCAUCACCACGUCUCCAAUUUCCUCGAAUCCGCCGACUACCGCGAAGCACCCGCUAAUGACCGCUCGCUCCCGCGCGACGAAUUGAAGCGAGGCGACUCCUUCAUCACAACCAACAGGUACGAUGAUCCACGUCUCGAGAUGAACAGGUCCGUGUCUAAAACAAGCUCGAGGUACAGUGAUGACCCACCGAACCUUUUAGAGAGGAACAUCAGUCUAAGGCACCCUCGCAGAAAGCACAUCAGCCUUCGCGAAGGCCAGGGCUUCAGUUUGGGGAGGUACCAUCGCAGACAGCCGAUUGCGAGGGAGUGGCAUACUUCGCGCAAGAGGAUCACUGCGAUGAUUGCGUGCUUGAACACGGUGUUUGUUGGUUUGACUGCUGGGAUUUAUGCGGGCGAAGUUCCACGGAUCCAGUACCAACUAGCGGACAUGAAGCACCAUGUCAUCCUGGGCAAUGUCGUCCUCUUCGCCUGCCUCGGCGUCACAACCAUCAUCUGCUGGCCCCUCCCCCUCCUCCACGGCCGCAAACCCUACACCCUCUUCGCCUUCGCCCUCAUGCUCCCCCUGAUGUUCCCACAAGCCCUCGCCGUCUCCGGCUACCGCAGCCCCUACAACCCCAUCUACCGCUGCGGCCUCCUCAUCCCACGAGCCUUCCAGGGCAUCGCGCUCGGCUUCGCCAACGUCAAUUUCCUGCCCACGCUCUUCGACCUCUUCGGCGCGAGUCUGAUGAGCGAUAAACCGCAUCAGGAGAUUGUGGCUUUUGACGACGUGAGGAGGCAAGGGGGUGGGAUUGGGGUAUGGUUGGGGAUCUGGAGCUUUUGCUUCGUGGGGAGUAUGAGCAUUGGGUUUUGCAUUGGGGCGGUAAUUAUAUCCGGGCUGAGUCCGAGCUGGGGGUUUUACAUUAUUGUCAUUUUGCUGGCGUUCUUCUUGCUGGUGAAUGUUAUCGCGCCGGAGACGAGACGUGCGCCGUACAGGAGGAGCAUUGCGCAGUAUGUGGAUCAUGAGGAGAGGAUCAAGAGGAGGGUGGCGAGGGGUGAGGUCAAGCUGCACAUUUCGAACGAAGGGCCAAAGUGGUGGUUUCAAGAGGUUUGGGCUGGGCUGGUGUUGACGAAGAGGAUGGUGUUGCAGACGGGGUUCUUCGUGCUGAUGCUCUACUUGGCAUGGAUGUAUGCGCAGGUGACGCUGGUCAUACUGCUCCUCGGCGCCCUCCUCUCCCGCGACUACCUCUGGCAACCCCACUACGUCGGCCUCGCCGUCCUAUCCCUUGCUGUCGGCGCCUUCCUCGCCAUCCCCCUCAGCCGCGCCAACCUCUUCUCCCGCGCCCGCGACAAGCCCCAACGCACCGACAGCAUGACCAUGCGCCACUCUCGCGUCUCCUGGUCCUCGCACAUGCUGCGCCGCUGCAUCUUCACCCUCACGCUGCCCUUCGCCGCCUUGGCGUACACGCUCAGCUCGCCGGGUCCGACUGUGAGCUGGGUGACGCCCGUGGUGUUUUGUGGGAUGGUGGGCUUUCUGACAAAUCUGGCGAUUGCGGAGUGUGUGGGUUUGAUCAUGGAGACGUUUGAUACGUGUGACUUGCAGCCCGGAGUGAAUCAGAGGCAUCGGUUGCAGAGUUUGGCGGAGGCCACGAGGAGACGACGGACGAACUACUCGAGUUUUCCGCGGAUCUGCGCUGGAUUCUUCGCUGCUCAAGGACUCGGCUUCAUCUUGAGCGCCGCUGCUACCGGAGUCUCAGGCGACGUCACAAGAGCCGUCGGUGCGCAGACCGCUACCGCCAUCGUCGCCGCUAUCCUCCUAGGUCUGACGGUCCUCUUCAUCGGCGUGCUCUGGAGAUGGCGCGAGCUCCAAGUCAUCCCCACAAACGCCUUCCCUGCAUUCGAGAAACCCGCCUUCGGCGUCAGAGGCCCCGGUCCUAACGCCCAGCCCAACACCACCGGCAACCCCGCCUGGGACGCCUCAACAGACGAUCCCGAGUGGAAAGCCGUCAUCAUUGGCAACCCGAGCGGGAAGAUGCGGCGGAUGAACCUGCUGGAGCUGUCGGGACUGAGUCGGUGGACGGAGAUUCGGAAGCUGAAUCGGUUGGUCAGGUCUUGA
Saxophila tyrrhenica is the source of this 3462-nucleotide messenger RNA. RefSeq lists its product as uncharacterized. Gene Ontology annotation, molecular function: transmembrane transporter activity. Gene Ontology annotation, biological process: transmembrane transport. Lineage: Eukaryota; Fungi; Ascomycota; Dothideomycetes; Mycosphaerellales; Extremaceae. Gene Ontology annotation, cellular component: plasma membrane. The transcript has 4 exons. The record is from RefSeq and is a predicted model, not a curated record. The coding region runs from base 1 to 3462 and encodes 1153 amino acids.